UUCGCUUUUUGUCUCGAGCUCUCUCUGACGGCCGAGAGAGAGACGCAAAGAGAGAUCUUUGAGAGAAUGGCGGUAAUGGCGGUGUGCGUGAAGUGGAUCUCUGUGCUGGUGAUUGGUUUCUUUGUGGUUGCGGCCAUGAGCUUUGCGUUGAUGGGGAACCACUGGCCCUCGAUUUCUGCAAGGGAUGGUGGAGGAGGAGGAGGAGGAGGAGUAGCGCGGAGGAGCUUGAGAGAAACCCCUGGGACCGACGACAUCACCGCCAUGGCUGUGAGCCGGAAUGAAACAGAGGCGGUAGUGGGCGCGGUCGACGAUCCGGAAAUGAUUGUCUCUAUGGUGCACAUGAGCAUUAACAACAGCACUGCUCGCCGGUCACUCGGGUACCUCUCCUGCGGCACAGGCAACCCCAUUGAUGACUGCUGGCGCUGUGACUCACAAUGGCAUCUCAACCGCAAGAGGCUAGCCGACUGUGGCAUUGGCUUCGGCCGCAACGCCGUGGGCGGCCGGGAUGGCCGCUACUACGUCGUCACUGACCCCGGUGAUGACGAUCCAGUGAACCCUCGGCCGGGAACUCUCCGCUACGCCGUCAUCCAAGACGAACCACUCUGGAUCACCUUCAAGCGCGACAUGGUCAUUACUCUCAAGCAAGAGCUCAUAAUGAACAGCUUCAAAACCAUUGAUGGUCGCGGGGCCGCCGUACACAUUGCCAACGGCGCCUGCAUAACCAUUCAGUUUGUCACCAAUAUCAUCAUCCACGGUCUCCACAUCCAUGACUGCAAACCCACUGGGAAUGCCAUGGUCCGCAGCUCCCCUUCUCAUUACGGCUGGAGAACCAUGGCCGAUGGUGAUGCUGUUUCCAUCUUUGGUUCUAGCCACAUUUGGGUGGACCACAACUCUCUGUCUAACUGCGCAGAUGGUCUGGUUGAUGCUGUCCUGGGUUCCACUGCAAUCACCAUCUCCAACAAUUACUUCACUCAUCACAAUGAGGUGAUGCUUUUGGGCCACAGUGAUUCAUACACGAGGGACAAGUCCAUGCAAGUCACCAUUGCUUUCAACCAUUUUGGAGAAGGUCUCAUCCAGAGAAUGCCAAGGUGCAGGCAUGGGUACUUCCAUGUAGUGAACAAUGACUACACACACUGGGAGAUGUACGCAAUCGGUGGCAGCGCAGACCCAACCAUCAACAGCCAGGGCAACCGUUACCUCGCACCAGCUAACCCCUUUGCCAAGGAGGUGACCAAGAGGGUAGAGACAGCUGAGUCCCAAUGGAAAGGCUGGAACUGGAGAUCAGAAGGUGAUCUGAUGCUGAAUGGCGCUUACUUCACCCCAUCAGGAGCUGGAGCUGCAUCAAGCUACUCAAGGGCUUCCAGCCUUGGCGCCAAAUCUUCAUCCAUGGUUGGUUCCAUUACCUCCGGAGCUGGUGCCCUCUCCUGCCACACAGGCACUGAGUGCUAGCCCUAGCUCAAAAAAGAACACUCUACUUCAAGACCGUGUGACCCAUAUUUUACAAAACCCUGUCACACAGGUCAGUUACCUAAGAUUUUCUCAACCUCCGCAGGCUUUUACUAUAUAUUUUUCAGUGGCUACGGAAGCGUUGUUCUCCCAUAGUUGUUACUUCUUCUUCUUCCCUUCUUUUUAUUAUCACAUCAUGUCUUCUUGUCUUCUUGUCUUCUUUCUUGUCAUUCUUGCUGUGCUAGCUCACUGUGUUUACCAAAAGAAAAACAGCAGAUGGUUCAUUGAAAUCAAUUUAAAUUUGUAAAAAUGUGUCCAAAACUGCAGGUUGGUUGAUUGAAAUGAAAAUAUGAUAUCCAAUUAA
Molecule: messenger RNA, 1810 nt
Organism: Dioscorea cayenensis subsp. rotundata (Guinea yam)
Lineage: Eukaryota; Viridiplantae; Streptophyta; Magnoliopsida; Dioscoreales; Dioscoreaceae
Product: probable pectate lyase 8
Exons: 7
Coding region: 67-1449 (460 amino acids)
Molecular function (GO): pectate lyase activity
Source: RefSeq, a predicted model, not a curated record